AUGGCAUCUCUACUCCGCCUCCCAGCUCCCCUCCCACCAACAUCCCUCACACUGGGCCAACUCAUCACCGACCCUCUCUCCAACAACUCCCUAUCUCACACACCGUCAAUCGCCUACGACGAAACCAACAGUGUCCCAAUCGCCCAAAAAACAACCCUCAGAACCCUCACAAACCCCACCACAUUCCUCUCCCACCUCGCCCACUCCCCGCAAACCCUCUCCUUCCUCCGCAAAACAACCCUCCAACGUAAACCAAUCUACCUCGUCACCGCCCUGGAAACCACGCAGAAGCCCUCUUCCUCUACCGCAUCCUCAACCUCCGUGCGCCGCGUAGACUCCGCAUCAGACAUCCACUCUAAAUCCUCAAAGCAGCUAGAGGAUGAGUCGAUAUUAGCGGUGGGGCUAAGAGAGGUGAAAUGCAAAAUCGAGGAUAGAGAGGCGCCGCAUGCGUUGGAGGAUAUUGGGUUUGAGUGGGGGUAUUAUGAGGAUGGGGAGGAGGAUGGGCAGGUGGCUGUUGGAUUGGGGGGUGUGCUGAGUAAAGGGGAGGAUCGUGGGGAUGGGAGUGAGAAGGGGAGGAAGGAACAAAGAGAAGAAGAGGAUAGUGGAGAUGAAGGCAUUGGAGGGUUUUGA
This is a messenger RNA of Bipolaris victoriae FI3, 630 nucleotides long. RefSeq lists its product as hypothetical. Lineage: Eukaryota; Fungi; Ascomycota; Dothideomycetes; Pleosporales; Pleosporaceae. Bases 1 to 630 code for a protein of 209 amino acids. The transcript has a single exon. The record is from RefSeq and is a predicted model, not a curated record.